UAUUCAAAUUUCUCAACCACAUGCCUUAAAAUUUCUUCAUGAGCUCCAACCACAGCCUCACUACAUUGGACAUUGGAACCAGUCUUGGCACAGAACAGGGUAACUACAUUGGACAUUUGUAAAAUCCCCUUACAAAUUUUCUUUGCUCUAGAACAACCAAAUAAAGCAUGGUGCAUGGUAUACAGUCUUGUGAGGGAUUUUUAGCUUCCAUAGAUUCUUCCAAACGAGAUUAUUGCUGUUGUUGCUUGGGGAUGUUGUUAUGAACCUUAGAUUAUUCAUAUAUAGCUUAUACCCACUUCUGACUCUGUACUGUCCUCUGCUAUCAUAGCGGUGCCAGCCCCAGGAGUCUUGCUUCAGCCUAAGAUUAAUAGGAUUUUUCAUGAUUAGAGUUGAUAAGAUCAGCUUGCAUAGCAGGAGGAGUGACGGGCUUGGAUGACAAUGAGAUUGCUUCUAUUUGCAAGCUUGACCAGAUGAAGAACCUGAAUACGCUUGGUAUGAGUUUUGAUCUCUGCGUUUAAUGCUUUGCUGGUAGUUGGCAUAUUCAAGAUUUUAUCAAGUCACAUAAUUGUACUGUCUCCGGAAAGAAAGAACCGCCAAAGUUAUAUGCAACGACUGUUCUUCAUCCUAUCGAAGCGAUGUCAGGGUGGUUUUUUCUGUAAUGCUCAGAUACAAAUGCCUCAAGGUCACAUGGCUUUCCCAACCCCAGAUGAUUUCCACGUUCUCCCUCAGGCUUUCCCAUGGACUCUCUCUUCAAGUUCGCCAUUUUUCAACUCAGGAACAUUUCCUCUGCGGAAAGUUCAAUCUCGGCCUCGAUCCCUCUGCUCAGCUUUCUUACAUGGAGCUCUCCCAAAAAUUCUACGAAGCCAUGAAAUCCUGUGCGCUUAUUGGGUCGGUACCCAUCGCAUUAAAGCUCCAUGCUCAGCUGAUCUCCGCUGGUUUGUGCUCCUCCAUUUUUCUCCAAAACCAUCUCUUACACAUGUACUCAAAAUGCGAGUUAAUAGACGAGGCUAUUCAGAUUUUCUUAGGCACUGAGCAACGUAAUGUUAUUACUUGGAAUACGAUUCUUAGUGGGUUGUUGGAUUCGGGUCGACUCAGUGCAGCGAAGAAGGUGUUUGAUGAAAUGCCUCUGAGAGACCCUGUUUCUUGGACUGCAAUGAUGUCGGGCUAUUUUCGUAACGGUCGGGUGGCGGAUACUAUUAAGCUUUUCAUUUCGAUGGUUCGGGAUUCAGAUUGUGUUCCUGAUUUGUUUUGUUUCUCCUGUGCGAUGAAGGCUUGCAGUAGCCUUGGUUAUGUAAGAAUAGCUCUUCAGUUGCAUGGUCUCGUGGAGAAAUAUGGGUUUAGAAAUGAUGAAGCCAUCCGAAAUUCUGUCAUUGAUAUGUACGUGAAGUGCGGUGCUGUUUAUGCUGCUGAGGAAGUCUUUAUGAGGAUUGAAAAACCAAGCUUAUUUAGCUGGAAUAGUAUGAUCUAUGGUUACUCUAAAUCCUAUGGGAUAGGACAAGCGCUUGACACUUUCAUACAAAUGCCGGAACACGAUUCCGUCUCUUGGAGCAUGAUCAUUUCAGCAUUUUCUCAACAUGGUCUGCACACGCAAAGCCUCGGUAUGUUUGUCGAGAUGUGGAUUCAAGAUUGUCAGCCAAAUUCAAUUACAUAUGCAAGUGUUCUUAGUGCAUGUGCCAAUGUUUAUGAUCUUCAAUGGGGUAAACAUUUGCAUGCCCGGAUCGUCCGCAACGAACCCUUUCUUGAUGUUUUGGUGGGCAAUGGACUGGUCGAUAUGUAUGCAAAAUGUGGACUCGUUGAAGCUUCAAGAAGGGUAUUUAACUCAUUAACUGAACGCAAUGUAGUAACGUGGACUUCACUAAUUAGUGGAAUUGCACAAUUUGGGAGUCGAGAAGAAGUUUUUGAUCUUUUUUACAGGAUGAGAGAAGCUUGUGUUGCCAUGGAUGAAUUUACUCUUGCAACCAUUCUUGGUGUAUGUGAAGGAGAAGAAAAUAUUUCAAUUGGGGAGCAGCUACAUGGAUUUACGGUGAAGACUGGGAUGGAUUCAUCUGUGCCUGUAGGCAAUGCUACCGUGACAAUGUAUGCAAAAUGUGGAAAUAUAGAAAAGGGAAGUCUUGCUUUCGAAACAAUGCCCGCUCGAGAUAUUGUUUCGUGGACAGCAAUGAUCACUAUGUUCACUCACAGUGGGGAUGUAGAAAAAGCACGGGAUUAUUUCGACCGAAUGCCAGAGCGUAAUGUGAUAAGUUGGAAUUCAAUGUUAGGCGCGUGUUUUCAAAAUGGUUUUUGGGAAGAAGGUUUAAAAUUGUACAUUCUUAUGCUAAGGCAAGAAGUUAGGCCCGAUUGGAUCACAUUUGCUACCACAAUCAGUGCUUGUUCUGAGUUGGCAACGUUAAAGCUUGGAACACAAAUAGUAUCCCAAGCAAAAAAGGCAGGGCUUGGCUCUGAUGUCUCAGUUGCUAACAGUGCAAUUACCUUGUAUUCUAGAUGUGGAAAAAUUGAAGAAGCACAGAACAUUUUUGACUCGAUACAGGAGAAAAACUUGAUUUCUUGGAACUCAAUAAUGGGAGGAUAUGCUCAAAAUGGACAAGGCAGGAAGGUGAUUGAAGUUUUUCAGAACAUGUUGGUGGUUGGCUGCAAACCUGAUCAUAUAACCUACGUAGCGAUUCUCUCAGGCUGCAGCCAUUCAGGGCUUGUAAAAGAAGGAAAGCAUUACUUCAACUCCAUGACUGAAGAUUUUGGCAUCUCUCCGACUUCCGAGCAUUUUGCGUGUAUGGUAGAUUUGUUCGGUCGAGCCGGGUUACUAAAGCAGUCCAUGGAUUUGAUUGAUCAAAUGCCGUUUAAGCCAAAUGCUGCCAUAUGGAGCGCUCUGCUCAGCGCUUGCAGGAUCCACCACGACACCGAAAUGGCAGAGCUGGCGAUGAAGAACUUGCUAGAACUGAAUGUAGAAAGCUCUGGAAGUUACAUUUUGCUAGCUAAUGUCUACUCCAAUUAUGGGAGAUUGAAAUCUGUUUCUGAUGUGAGACAAGCGAUGAAAGAGAAAGGAGUACAGAAAGAUCCUGGUUGUAGCUGGAUAGAGGUCAGCAACAGGGUUCAUGUCUUCACAGUCAAUGACACAAACCAUCCACAGACCAAGGACAUUUACAAGGCAUUGGAAGACAUUGUUAAGAAGAUUGAAGAUGCUUACGGCUAUGUCGAUAUGUCGAGUUCGGUUGGCUAUCACAGCGAGAAACUUGCUAUUGCUUUUGGUUUGAUUAGCUUGCCUGGUUGGAUGCCGAUCCAUGUGAUGAAAAACCUUCGAGUUUGUGACGAUUGUCACCGGGUGAUGAAACUGAUUUCUCUUGUUGCCAUGAGGAAACUUGUUGUGCGAGACGGGCAUCGGUUUCAUCAUUUGAAGGAUGGGAUUUGUUCUUGUGGAGACUAUUGGUAGUUGUAGUUAGAAACUUGAAACUUUAGUUUAAGAGGGAAAGGAAGAAACUUGUAGCACGUUGCUAAAGGGAGAAAAAGAGUCAGUAGCUUGGAGGAUAAAGUAAACGCAAUUGUUUGUCAAAUAUCAAUUUUUUUUAGUGGGGCGAGAGAUCCAAGGUAAUGGUAAUUAGUGCUAAAUUUUCAUUGAUAUGUCUGGUAUUUAAAUAGUUUUUUAGAAA
Momordica charantia (bitter melon) is the source of this 3641-nucleotide messenger RNA. The record is from RefSeq and is a predicted model, not a curated record. Lineage: Eukaryota; Viridiplantae; Streptophyta; Magnoliopsida; Cucurbitales; Cucurbitaceae.